Molecule: messenger RNA, 2519 nt
Organism: Thecamonas trahens ATCC 50062
Lineage: Eukaryota; Apusomonadida; Apusomonadidae
Exons: 1
Coding region: 1-2388 (795 amino acids)
Biological process (GO): regulation of GTPase activity
Source: RefSeq, a predicted model, not a curated record
AUGACCGACACAGCAUGCACAGUCAUAGAGACUCUGCACAUGCGGGUGGCCGAGGGCAAGAACCUGCUCUCCUCAUCGUCCCGGUUUGGUACCUCUCGUAGCCCGCCGGCGGCAAAGGUGACCGUCUCCGGCCUCGGCACCGGCGCCGUGGUGGCCACCCGGACCGCCGCGCCGUCGUGCGACCCGUUCUUCGGCGAGGAGCUGAGCCUGACCCUCGGCCCAGACACCUCGGCCGUCUUUGUCACCGUUUCGGACACAAACUCGGCCCGCCAGCUUGGUGUCGUCAAGAUUCCGCUGGCGGGCCUGGCCAACAACACCGCCGUCGAGGCCUGGCACCCGCUCGCCCCCUUCCAGACCCACAUCUCCGGCGAGCUGCACCUGCGCAUGGCCCGCAUCUCGCCCACGCUCGUUCGCGUCCUGAUUAUGGCUGCCGUCGGCCUCGUCGGCUCCGACAGAUCGGGCCUCUCCGACCCCUACAUCACCGUCCGCGCUGCAGACGCAGCCACUGCCGACCAUGACAUCGUUGACGCCGCCCCAACCUCGCUCUCGCUCUCCGCAUUGACUUCAUCCAUCGCCGCCCCGGCCGCCGCCCUCAUCAACCGCGCAACUCGCGUAGCUUCUCGCCGCUCUCGCUCAGUCUCAGUCGACUCGGCCUCUAGCUCUCCCGACAUCCCGCCGCCGGACCGCGUCUUCUCCACAAAGGUCGUCCGCCAGACCCUCGACCCAGUCUUUGACGAAGAGUUCACCCUUGAUCUUGAGGGCCUCGACCUGGCUUCUACCCGCAUUGUCUUUCAGCUGUGGGACUUUGACCGAGUUGGCCAUGACGACUUUCUCGGCCUCGUCGUCGUCCCGCUCUCCCACCUCGAUGCCGACGGUGCUGUCCUCGACGGCUGGUUUGAGGUCCGCGACUCGCCACAGGACUCAUUGCUCGCCACCUUUCGUCCCACUUCGUUUACCGGCAUGCCAUCUUCGACCUCGCUCGGCGCCCUCCGCCUUCGACUCCGCUACCACCGCGAGUACAUCCUCCCGCUCCCCGACUACACCGCCUUUUGGAUUGCCGUGCAUGCCCACGAUCUCGAGCCGCUCACAAGCCUUGCUGACGUCUCCCACGACCGCGAUGACCUCGCUACCGCUCUCGUCAAGGCCUGGGCCGCUCAAGGUGAGCUCUACUCCCGGCUCCCGGCCGUCAUCACCAACCACCUCACCAAGCACACCCCGGACCCGUCCGUCAUCUUCCGCUCCAACUCGCUCGCCUCCAAAGUUAUCGACAUGCUCUUUCAGCUGUCAGGCGCACACUACCUCAAAUCCACCCUCGAGUCCGCCGUCGCUGCCACCUACGCCGUCCCCGCUGCCGACUGGCUCGCCCCGCACUCGGCCGGCAGCAUCUGGUCCUCGCAGCCUGCCCGCGCCGGCCUCGUCAAGCUCCUCAAGCGCUACCUCGGUGCCAUCCUCGACUCUGCGAGCAAGCUCCCGGCUGUCUGCUCCUUUGUCCUCGCCCGUCUCCAUGACUCGGCCAACGCGGUCUUUCCCAACCUUGCUCCGGCCAUCGGAACUACUGCUGUCGUCGCCUUUGUCAUCCUCCGCUUCCUCGCCGCAGCAAUCCUCUCGCCGUCGCUCUGGCAUCUCGCCCCCGACCUGCCCUCACCGCAUCACGCACGCGUCUUUGCGGCGCUCUCCAAGGCCGUCAUGCGUCUCGGCGCAUUUACACCUUUUGACGCUUCAGCAGAUCUUGCAUUCCUCAACCCCGUCCUCAACGCCCAUCACGAGCGCACCCGCGCCUUUCUCGCCGCCACCGCCUGCUACGCCGACGCCGCCCCGCUCGGCUCCCAGCUCGCCCGCACUCGACCGCUCGGCUCUAUGCCGGCCAUCAACCCCGCCCGCGAGCUCAACAAGGUUGCCGAGCAUGCAGCCCUCUGCAUUCCGCUUCUCCCUACAGCCUGCCGCAGCAGGCCCUGGCAUCCCGAACUCCUCGCCGCCAUCGACGAUCUCGACGCCCGUCGCCGCAACGAGCUCCCACACCUCACGCCUCAGGACGCCGCCGAUCUGUUCGCCGAAGCGGCUGCCGCCGCUACACUCGCAAGCCCACAUGCUGACGCUGACGCUGACGCGCCGCCGCCGCCUAUCCUCAGCCUCGAAGACAUUGUCCGUCCCCGGGGCGAGGGCGCUGCUCCGCGCCGCCGUCGCAAGCGUGCUGCACGUCGACGUCGCAUCGUCGCCUACCAGCUCGACGGCCAGCUCGUCCCGCCCGAGCGCCUCGCCAACCCAACCCAUCAUGCUAGCGACCUUGCCACUGCCUCGCUCCUCGACCGACAAAUCCACUCGCUCGAGCGCGAGGUCGCCUCUGACUCGCUCACACUCGUCCAUCUCAAGUCGGACCUCCCGCUUUGACUCUCGCUCAAAAACACCCACAGCGGCAGCUUGAGCAAAACACACGGCUGCGUUAUGUAAUGUUUACUUUGCGGCUGACGCAACGCGCCCGAGUGCCCGCAUGCCUUUAGGAGGUAAACCUCUCAUCGCCG